AUGGCGUCGGGGCCGCCCAAAGAGCAGAUCGCAGAGAUCUUCAAGAGCUUCAAGAAUGCUCAUAAGGCCAACAAGGUAUGCUUUGACUGUGGUGCGAAGAAUCCGACGUGGGCCAGUGCGACCUUUGCGGUGUACAUCUGUCUGGACUGCUCGUCAGUGCACCGCAACAUGGGCGUUCACAUCACGUUUGUCCGAUCGACCAACCUGGAUUCAUGGACGUGGCAGCAGCUGCGUCUCAUGAAGGUGGGAGGCAAUGGUGCUGCGAGUGACUUUUUCGCGGCUCAUGGCGGUAGUGCCUUGCUCGCCUCUUCCACGGAAGGCAAGGUGAAGUAUACAUCCCAGGUAGCUCAGCAGUACAAGGAGGAGCUGCAUCGCCGUGCUAUGCAGGAUGCAGGCGGACUCCCUCUGACGUCUCCGUUCGCGCUUCCUGGUGCAGCGGGGGCUGGAAAACUCGCGAAGACCAAGGACGAUAUGGACUUUUUCGAUGAAUGGGAUGCGCCUGCACAGCCAGCGCCUGCGAUUGCCGAAACACCGCUGGCAGAGGCUGUAACACAGGCAAACACAGUGCCCGUACCAGAGGCUGUGCCUGCACCAGAUGCAGCGCCUGUGGCAGCUGUGCCUACGCCGCGCCCCGUGUCCUCGGCGUCCCUUCGCACGGCACAGCGACCUGGUGGCACGUUGGGCGCUGUACGUGCAGGUGCUGCACGCCCUGGUGCUGGUGCCGGUAUGGGAGCUCGGCCCACCAAGCUCGGCCUGGGUGUGCGGAAGACAGCUACACCUAUCAACUUUGACGAAGCAGAGCGUCGUGUGAAACUGGAGCAGGAACGUGCUGCGCAGGCAGCCCUAGAAGCCCAGGAAGCGGCGGCGGCAGCGCAGGCGGCGGCAGCUGCAGCGGCUCCACCGAUCAGUGAUGCCGCCGUAAGCCAGGCGGAUACCUCGGCCGGGUCUACUUCGGCUUCGCUGGAUACCACCACGCCGGAGAAAGCCAAGAGCCCGGCGCGUGCGAACAUUUCAGGCAACGCGGGCGUGGACCGUCUUGGUAUGGGCUUUUCCCGCUUGGGCUUGGCCCAAGCACGAACCAAUGCAGCACUGCAGUCCAAGAGCGUGAAGAAGUCAGAAGACCCAAGCGAAGAAUCUAAUUAUGCACGCCAGAACUUUGCGUCUCAAAAAUCAAUUUCAAGCGAUCAAUACUUCCAACGUGGUGGAUACGAUCCCAACCUGUCUUCUGAGGCGCAGUCACGUCUUGCGAGCUUCCAAGGUAAGACAUCCAUCUCCUCCAACCAGUACUUUGGCCGGGACGACGACGAUGAGGAAGACCCGGUCGAUGAAACCGAAGACUUUGGCGACUUUGCGGAACUCGAAGCCUCGGCUAAGGCGUACUACCGCAAGAUCAUGGCCAACCCAGAUGUACAACAAGGCAUUGAGACCAUUCGGGCAGGCGCGCUGAAACUGUCUCACUACUAUCGCGUAUCUACGUUUGGAGAAUCACACUGCAAGGCUGUGGGCUGCAUUGUGGAUGGCAUCCCACCUGGCAUUGCAGUCGAGGAGCAGGACAUUCAACGCCAGCUGACGCGACGUCGCCCUGGCCAAAGCUCUUUGACCACACCUCGUGAUGAGAAGGACAAAGUCGAGAUCCUGUCUGGUACUGAGCGCAACGUAACACUGGGUACGCCUGUAGCCAUGAUGGUGCGCAACCAAGACCAGCGCCCGCAUGAUUACACGGACGACACGUUGGAUGCAAUUCCUCGCCCUAGCCACGCUGAUUACACGUACUUGGAGAAGUACGGCGUGAAGGCGAGCAGUGGUGGUGGACGCAGCAGUGCUCGUGAAACAAUUGGACGUGUAGCCGCUGGUGCCUUGGCGGAGAAGUACUUGAAAGACACGCUGGGCGUGGAGAUCGUGGCUUUCGUGUCCUCUGUCGGCCGUGUGACGCUGCCCUCGUACAACGAUGAGGAUGAUGAAGAGCCUUUAUCGAAGGAGUAUGUGGACAUCCUCAACACCGUCACUCGCGAGCAAGUCGAUAAGGAGAAUGUGCGCUGCCCUAAUGCCGAAGUGGCUGAGCGUAUGCGUGAGCGCAUCAUGGCUGCGAAAGAAAAGAAUGAUUCCAUUGGUGGCACUGUGACAUGUGUGAUCCGCAAUGUUCCAGUGGGCCUUGGUGAGCCAUCGUUUGACAAGAUAGAGGCCAAGCUUGCUCAUGCUAUGCUCAGCAUUCCAGCGACGAAGGGCUUUGAAAUUGGCUCUGGUUUCCGUGGUACAUGCGUUCCUGGCAGCAAGCACAAUGACCCCUUUUUCGCUAAGACGGAUGGCACACUGGGUACUACGACAAACUGGAGUGGUGGUAUCCAGGGCGGUAUUACGAAUGGUGAGAACAUUUACUUCCGCAUUGCUUUCAAGCCCCCGGCAACCAUUUCCCAAGAGCAAAACACAGCGCGCUACGAUGGUCAGCCGGCUGUACUUGAGACGCGUGGCCGACACGAUCCCUGUGUCGUGCCCCGGGCCGUCCCCAUCGUCGAAUCGAUGGCAGCACUGGUGCUCAUGGACAUGGUGCUUGCUCAGUCUGCCCGUACGGGUGCGGCAAGCCGUGUGGACCCGGCCGCUGUGAGUGCGCUGCCAAAGAGCAUGAAGAAGUACAACCACGCGUGA
This is a messenger RNA of Malassezia pachydermatis, 2643 nucleotides long. RefSeq names its product chorismate synthase. The transcript is spliced from 5 exons. Gene Ontology annotation, molecular function: GTPase activator activity; FMN binding; chorismate synthase activity. The coding region runs from base 1 to 2643 and encodes 880 amino acids. The record is from RefSeq and is a predicted model, not a curated record. NCBI's taxonomy places the organism in Eukaryota, Fungi, Basidiomycota, Malasseziomycetes, Malasseziales, Malasseziaceae. Gene Ontology annotation, cellular component: cytosol. Gene Ontology annotation, biological process: aromatic amino acid biosynthetic process; chorismate biosynthetic process.